AUGAUACUUGGUGUGGGCGACAAUAAAGGUUUUGUGGAAGAAAAGGUGACUGAAAGUAGUGCUAAAAAUAGCAGUGACGAAAUCUUAGGCGUUCAAAAAUUUAAUGACUAUCAAAUGUCAAGCGAAAUUUUAAGGCCAACGACUAGUCACGUGAGCAAGGAAUUUAAAAGUUUUUCGGAGACCUAUGAAUCGAGGGAAACUGAAGUUAAACGUCUGGGCGAGAGCAAGUGUGAUUACGUUAGAUUAGAAGCCGCUCCUAUGCAAAGAGCCUACAGCCAAUUGAAGUGGUUCCCAGAGAAACUUGCAAUGACAUCAGCGACGACGUCAAAGAAUGUGACGUCACAAGGUGCUGUGAAAAGCUAUACAAAUCUUGGAUACAGUCAAGCUGGUCAAAAUGGUGAUUUGAUGUCAAACGUUCAGUUUCAACAACCAGUUGCUGUGAUAAGGGCUUUUGUUAAUCCUGGACUUAAUACCAGUUUGAAGUGAGUUCUUUUGUAUUGUGUUGUCAUAAUGUAUAUUUAUUUGAAAGUAGCAGUGAAUGAAAGUGUGUCUGCCUGUUUUGAUACGCUAAUUGAAAGGUAAUUAUUGUAUGUUGUCUUAAUUUGAAUGACUUUCUUAAUUAAAUUUUAUUUCUGGUGAAACGUUUUAUCAUUGCCAUACCUAUAUACUUACGAUGCGCCACAAUUGUUAGAGCAUGCGCCUUUGAAGCCUUUCACUUCUAUGAUCGGUGGCUCGAUUCUUGCUGCGGGCAUGUGACACUUUUGUGAUUCAGUCAACGCUCUACCGAAAGUCGUGGGUUUUCUCCGUGUACUCCGAUUCCCUCUUAACUCCCACCCUAACUACAUGAUUAAGAUUAAUAUUUCUUUAGCACAAAUUCACAUGUGGAUACACGCCUAGACCAUUUUAUCUUUACAACAAUUGUGAUGUUGCUGUGUUUAUCCUAACCCAUCUUGCCAACUUUUUAUUUUGGAAGAAACCGGAGCAACCGUAGAAAACCCACGACUUUCGGCAAAGCGUUGACUGACUCUUUUCACAUGCAUGAAUCCGUAUAACGAGAAUCGAACCCACGAACUCAGAUCUGAAGACGCUUGCUCUUGACGACUUGUCCUAAAUGUUACACGAUUUUAAAAUAACUUACCGACCACAGCAUUAAGAUUUGUGCCACUGUCCUUCAAUAUUUCUUGACUUUAAACAGACAAGCAAAAUCCUUACCAAGAAACUACUCAAAGCUCAACUACAAGAAAUCUUUUACGACCUCCACAACACGCAGACUCAAACCUCUCCUCUACACUUGGUCCUUGAAAGCCAACGACUCUGAAACUGCGCAAGCUUGGGUGAACCUUCCUGUGAUAUACAAAGAAACACAUCCUUGCGGUGACCGUCGAAGGAAAGUGUAG
This is a messenger RNA of Paramuricea clavata, 1397 nucleotides long. The record is from the annotation of a GenBank genome assembly. NCBI's taxonomy places the organism in Eukaryota, Metazoa, Cnidaria, Anthozoa, Malacalcyonacea, Plexauridae.